Messenger RNA from Spea bombifrons (plains spadefoot toad), 5187 nucleotides. RefSeq names its product teashirt zinc finger homeobox 3 (gene TSHZ3). The record is from RefSeq and is a predicted model, not a curated record. Gene Ontology annotation, biological process: regulation of transcription by RNA polymerase II. Gene Ontology annotation, cellular component: nucleus. The transcript has 3 exons. Bases 305 to 3541 code for a protein of 1078 amino acids. NCBI's taxonomy places the organism in Eukaryota, Metazoa, Chordata, Amphibia, Anura, Pelobatidae. Gene Ontology annotation, molecular function: DNA binding; DNA-binding transcription factor activity, RNA polymerase II-specific.
AAAGAGUUAAAUCUUGAUGCACCCCAGGGUGGAAUUCAAAGAAGCAAACCUGAAACUCCAAAGCAGAGAGCCAAGUGGGGAUUUGUGCUGGAGACGGGAAGGUGUGCUCCCAUCAUGCGAUGAUCUGUGUGUGUACAUGGAACACACAACGACAAUAGAACAUUCUCCUCCCUCCCCUCUGGUCGUUGCAUGAAAUCUACGAGAAGUGGAUCAGCUCAGAGGAUCUGUGGGGUCACAAUAACUCUUCCUGCCCCUACCCCAGAAAGCAGAGCCGGGCGCAGCCGGGGGCAGUAGCAGCAGCAGCAUGCCGAGGAGGAAGCAGCAAGCUCCGAGGAGGGCAGCAGCGUACGUGUCUGACGAACUGAAGGCGGCAGUACUUGUCGACGAUGAUGUGGAGACGGAAGACGGCGCGGUGGAUGGCGAACCGUCUGCAAAGUACAUGUGUCCUGAUAAAGAGUUCGCAAAGAACUCCCCCAGCUACCAACACUCACCGGUGGGGGAAUUUUCCAGCCAUGAAAUGGACAGUGAUUCUCACGUCAGCGAGACCAGCGACCGCAUGGCCGACUUUGAAAGCGGUUCCAUCAAAAACGAAGAGGAAACAAAAGAGUCGCUGGUUCCCCUCGAAGAUUCGAAUGUCUCCGACAGCUUGGAACAGAUGAAAGCCGUAUACAACAACUUUCUCUCCAACUCAUACUGGUCCAACCUUAGCCUGAAUCUUCACCAGUCGACUUCGGAAAAGAACAAUGCCAGCAGUAGCAGCAGCAGCAGCAGUAGCAGCAGCUGUGGAAGCGGAAGCUUCGACUGGCAUCAGACAGCGAUGGCUAAAACGCUGCAACAAGUGUCCCAGAGCAGGGCUCUGCCAGAGCCAAGCCUUUUCAGCACCGUCCAGUUAUACAGACAGAGCAGUAAGUUGUACGGGUCGAUCUUCACUGGGGCCAGUAAGUUUCGCUGUAAAGAUUGCAGCGCUGCUUACGACACAUUAGUAGAACUGACCGUUCACAUGAAUGAAACAGGACAUUACAGAGAUGACAACCACGAAACUGAUAACAAUAACCCCAAACGCUGGUCUAAGCCACGUAAACGCUCUUUACUUGAAAUGGAAGGAAAGGAAGAUGCUCAAAAGGUAUUAAAAUGCAUGUAUUGCGGUCAUUCUUUUGAAUCUCUGCAGGACUUGAGUGUUCAUAUGAUUAAAACAAAACACUACCAAAAAGUGCCUCUCAAAGAACCCGUCACUCCCGUAGCAGCAAAAAUUGUCCCAGCGUCUAGAAAAAAACUCUCUUUAGAACUUGAUCUUCCGAGUUCUCCUGAUUCUGCAGGGGGGACGCCAAAAGCAACACUUUCAGAUGCAAAUGAUGCCUUGCAAAAGAAUUCAAACCCAUAUAUCACACCAAAUAACCGCUAUGGGCACCAAAACGGUGCCAGCUAUGCCUGGCAUUUUGAAGCACGAAAGUCUCAGAUACUUAAGUGCAUGGAAUGUGGCAGUUCCCAUGACACUCUGCAGGAGCUCACGGCCCACAUGAUGGUCACGGGUCACUUUAUAAAAGUGACAAAUUCUGCACUGAAGAAAGGAAAGCCAGUUUUAGAGGCGCCGGCGACCCCGACAUCUUUGCUGGAUGAAAAGGUACAGUCGGUGCCACUGGCUGCCACCACAUUCACACCUCCUGCUAAUAACAGUUUGUCUCUCUCCCCUAAGUUAUGUGUGGACAUUAAAAAGGAAGUUGAUAAAGAUAAGGGGGUCACAGAAGACAAGAUCAAAGAUAAGGAGAAGUCAAGCGAAGAAGAAGAAAAGUUUGAUGUCCCUUCAAAAUACCAUUACCUGACUGAAAACGACUUAGAAGAGAGCCCUAAGGGCGGACUAGACAUACUCAAAUCCUUGGAAAACACUGUAACGUCUGCUAUAAACAAAGCUCAGAAUGGCACCCCGAGCUGGGGAGGAUACCCUAGCAUACAUGCUGCUUACCAGCUUCCUAAUAUGAUGAAGUUGUCAUUAGGUUCCUCAGGGAAAAGUACCCCAUUAAAGCCGCCGUAUGGAAGCAGUGAAGUUUUGUCGCCUACCAAAAAUCAGCCUCUGGUGUCGCCACUCAGCAAUCAGAGCUCACCUGUGCCAAAAACUAACUUCCACGCAAUGGAGGAAUUGGUCAAGAAAGUCACAGAGAAGGUAGCCAAGGUGGAAGAAAAAAUGAAGGAACCAGAUGGGAAAUUUUCGCCGAUUAAACGAGCGACACCAUCUCCCAGCGACAGCGAUAUGAGCGAGCCGCUAAAGGACGAUGCAUCCAGUGAAACGCUCUUCAAAAGCCAGCAGAACAGUCCCAUGCCGCAAAAAGACACCUCUAAGGAAAACACAGUCCUCGAACCGGUGGAAAACGGAAAAGAUCACGUAAACUCAAUAAUAGGCACCUUAAGUAGCAGUACUGCCAUAAUAACGGACCAUCCUCCUGAGCAGCCCUUCGUCAAUCCACUAAGCGCGUUGCAGUCCGUCAUGAAUAUCCACUUGGGGAAGGCAGCUAAACCGUCCCUACCGGCACUGGAUCCCAUGAGCAUGCUAUUUAAAAUGAGUAACAGCUUGGCGGAAAAGGCUGCGGUGGCUACUCCACCAGUCCAAGCCAAAAAAACAGACCACUUAACAGACCGUUAUUUUUAUCAUGUCAACAAUGACCAGCCCAUAGAUUUGACGAAAGGGAAGAGUGACAAAAACUGCUCUUUGGCUUCAGCGCUUUUGUCAUCUACGUCGACAUCGUCUGCAUCUUCUUCAUCUACUGUGACAACGGCAAAGACAUCUGCAGUCGUGUCAUUCAUGUCAAACUCACCGCUGCGCGAGAAUGCCCUGUCAGAUAUUUCUGAUAUGCUGAGGAACUUGACAGAAAGCCACACAUCAAAGUCUUCUACACCUACCAGUAUAUCUGAGAAGUCUGACAUUGAUGGUACCACAAUAGAGGAACCAGAGGAAAACACACCAGCUCAGAAAAGAAAGGGUCGUCAAUCCAACUGGAACCCACAGCACUUGCUGAUUCUUCAGGCCCAGUUUGCGGCCAGCUUGCGACAGACCUCAGAGGGAAAAUAUGUCAUGUCAGACUUGAGUCCUCAAGAAAGGAUGCACAUUUCAAGGUUCACGGGACUUUCCAUGACCACAAUUAGCCACUGGCUCGCCAAUGUGAAGUACCAGCUACGAAGGACCGGGGGGACAAAGUUCCUUAAGAAUUUAGACACUGGGCACCCGGUGUUUUUUUGUAACGAUUGUGCGUCUCAAAUCAGGACUCCCUCUACGUACAUCAGUCACCUUGAAUCUCAUCUAGGUUUUCGGAUAAGGGAUUUGUCUAAACUAUCCAGCGAACAGAUACACAAUCAAAUAGCACAAACAAAAUCCCCCUCUGAUAAACUGGUGGUAUCGUCUGCAGAAGAAGAGACGGGGACUUCUUACCAAUGCAAACUCUGCAAUCGGACAUUUGCCAGCAAGCACGCCGUGAAACUUCAUUUAAGUAAAACACACGGAAAGUCUCCAGAGGAUCACCUCCUCUAUGUGUCCGAACUGGAAAAACAGUAGUAUUUGCUUUUUUUUAACACAAUAAACUGUAUUUUGCUUUGAGGAAAACCAACAAGAAAAAGCCUUAAAGCUACAGUGUACAUUUUGGCACAUGUUUUAUCUCUGGAGAAUCACUCUGGGAUCUGAUUUUUUAAUUUGUAAAACAGUUUAAUAGAGGAGCAUAAUCAGCUGUGGCUGCUGGUAUAAUAUGAAGGUUACAAUGCAGUGGAAAGUGUUUGGUACUCAUCUAAAUUGGAUCAGAGCUGUGCAUUCUCUAAUGCGCCAAGCUGCAUGAUUUAACCGACACGCAUUUCUAUUUACAGCUGGUACACGUUUUCAUUUGACUUAAUGUGUGCUAGUAUUUUUCAGCCUUUAGCCCUCUGAGUACUUUGGAGCACUCUUACCUUAAACGGUCUUUUAUAAUACGUGUAAAUAUAUAUGUGUAUAUAUAUAUAUAAAUAAAUAUAAAAUAAAAUGUACUCGGUAGAGUUCCGCUUAAGAACUUUGCCAAACAGCCCUACAGAAGUUCCAUUCACAAUGCAGAAGCCUUUACCUCCCACAGGGGUGAGCCGCGCAUUGCCAAGCAGUGUGCUGCCAGCUCCUAUGCCAGAGCAGGGGUUAAAAUGAUGUAUAUAAUGUAUAGAACUGCAUUAUGAAAAUUGUGGUUGAUGUUCAUGGAAUUGUAUUUCCCCUUUGGCAUUUUUACUAGUGUUUCUUUUUGUUUAUUUUUGGUAUCAGAUGCAGUAUGCCUCUUUUACAUAAUCUGUGCCUAUGUAUAGUGUAUAUUUGGAUUUGGUUUACUUUUUACUUCUUCAGUGCCAGACAAAAUGUUUUGUUUUGUUUUUUAAAUGCCCGAGCAUUGUAAAUUUAUUCGAUGAAUACAACAAAUAGUCUUUAUAAAAUAUUCAAAAAACUAUUAUUCUAAAACAAAAAAGCUAUAGUUGUUUUACUAUUACAUCUAUAUUGUUAGAAGUUCAUGUUUAAAUUAUACAUAUUUAUUAGCGGAGCGAUAUCACGUGUUUCGGACACAAGCUGCGGGACUCCCGGCCUGGCUAAUUCUCUUAACGAUUUUGCACAAUGUGACUUAAAAGAAAAAAAUCAAACAAAACUAUUUAUUAUGGCAACACAAAGAAACUCUCAGCGUUUCUCAGUGCUCAAAGGGUUAAAACUAUUUCAAGAAAAAAGUACUGUAUUUCCCAAGAAUUGCUGAUCUUUAGAACAAAAAGAAUAAAGAAAUGUUUGUAUUAGAAUCCUUUGCGUAACUUUAAGAGGCAUUCUGUAAUAUAACCUCUUACUUAUUUAUGGUUGUUCUGCUUAUUGUAGAAUGCCUUUUUAUUUCUUUAACUUUUUCAGGUUUUGUUCUGCCUAAUUAUUUUCCCAAGAUGCCAUACUGGAGCAUUAUGUUAAGGCAUAUGAAAGGUAACCCGUGGUUACCGGCGCACUAAGUCGUUCUGUUCGUCUCCUUUUUGGCAGUUAAUUUGCAGAAGUAACUGACAGCUGACACAUACAAGGAACCUGUGUAUAAAGUAUUGGCAUGUAAACAGCACAGACACUGCAAUGCACUCUGUGUCCUCCUUUUGUUGGUGACAAUGAAGUUCCAUUAUAUGAUUCUUCAUAUAACCUUUUUUCUACAACAGCAUUAAAAUUGUUUUCUUUUGCUAAAAAAA